Ixodes scapularis (black-legged tick) is the source of this 1320-nucleotide messenger RNA. RefSeq lists its product as uncharacterized. Bases 1 to 1320 code for a protein of 439 amino acids. The record is from RefSeq and is a predicted model, not a curated record. NCBI's taxonomy places the organism in Eukaryota, Metazoa, Arthropoda, Arachnida, Ixodida, Ixodidae. The transcript is spliced from 4 exons. Gene Ontology annotation, molecular function: nucleic acid binding; zinc ion binding.
AUGGCGGUGAGAAGUACGGCAACAACCGUUCUGAUUACGGCUGGCAGGAUCUAUGAGGACCGCAAGCCCGUUCCUUCAGUGCGUAUUGACUGGUGUCUGUGUUGCCUUACCGCUGUGUACUCGCCUUCCCUAAUAAUGGAUUGUGCCAAAUGUGCUCGCGCUCUGCCGGCAGAUGGCAGAUCCCUGACGUGUGCAUCUUGCCGAAGGGGUUACCAUCUUGGUAAGUCCUGUUCCGGCGUCGCAGAUGGGACGUACGCGGGGAUGGGCGCUGUCAGGCGAGAAACUUGGAAGUGUUCCACUUGCCGUACCGGCACCACCCUCAGACCAUCCGAUCUUAGCGGUGACAUUUCAGUAGAUGAAUUCUCCCGUACCGACGGCAGCAGGGAGGAGAUUGCAGAUUAUGCACCCUUCACCAGUCAGCUGGCAUCAAUCAAUGCCACUCUUAACCAGCUCCUUUCAUUGAGGACAAGUGUGGAGACGCUGUUGCCUCUUCCAUCUAAGGUUGAUCAGUUGUUGGCCUUAAAACCAGCUGUCGAAGAGCUUCGCAACACGGUCCAAGGAUUACAAACGACCGUUGACUCUUUUACCUUGAAGUACGAUUCCGUGCUCGCUCUGGCUAUGACAAAUGAAGAGGCAGUUAAAGAAAUUCAAAAGGAGGUUAACACGGUUAAGGCAACAAUGAGAGAGCAGUCGGAGACCAUUGAGAGACUGAAAGACGAGCUUAAUGACAUGCAACAAUACAGCCGUCGUUCCAACAUGGAACUGCAUGGUUUUCCGCUCUCUCAUGGUGAGGAUCUAAUGAAGGUCAUAAGUGAUCUCGCUAAGCCCCUUAACCUUCCAACACCUCAGUCGUCAGAUAUCCUGGCAAUUCACCGUCUGACCAAAAAGCCGGACUCAGUUCCGGUUAUUUUGAUUCGCUUCGCCUCUUGGAAUGUCAAGAACGAGGUGGACUGGCAACAGGGAGGACAAGUCAAGACAGUCGACCUUACACGGAAGCAACACUCGUCGGAAGACUGCAACACGGAUGCUACGAUAGAUGUGAAAAAGAUGAAACUCUCCGGCGACAUGAGAUGUUUUAAAUGUAACAUGAAGGGGCACGGAGCGCAAGAUUGCAGGAGAAUCGCCUACAAUACUUUCUGUUGGAACUAUUCAGAGUGCGCGAGGACAUCGAAAAAAGAAGGAGCAAGCACGGGAUCACAGCCUUGGAGCUGCGACGACAACGGCGGCGGGAUCACGAGCUGGGAAGAAAGGAAAAGGAAGAUUGGAUGGAUCCCGAACCACGACGACAAUUCUGUACCCGACGUUGGACCAUUAAAUUAG